This is a messenger RNA of Phlebotomus argentipes, 857 nucleotides long. RefSeq names its product trypsin-1-like. NCBI's taxonomy places the organism in Eukaryota, Metazoa, Arthropoda, Insecta, Diptera, Psychodidae. Gene Ontology annotation, molecular function: serine-type endopeptidase activity. The record is from RefSeq and is a predicted model, not a curated record. The coding region runs from base 19 to 828 and encodes 269 amino acids. The transcript is spliced from 3 exons. Gene Ontology annotation, biological process: proteolysis.
AGCAGUUUCUGGUGAACCAUGAAGAUUUUCCUGGUACUCGUGAAUGUGUUUCUCGGCUGUUUGGCGGCGCCAAAUGGCUGGAUAAUUGGCGGCGAUGAUGCCACGGCGGGAGAGUUUCCGCACAUGCUCUCUCUCCAAUGGCACUUCCUGGAGAUCCGCAGACACAACUGCGGCGCUUCGGUGAUCAACGAGAGAUGGGCUCUCACGGCGGCCCAUUGCGUGACGGGAACGGUGGUGGAGCAGGGCGGGCGGCUGAGUGUGAUUGCCGCCGCGUGGGACUUCCGGGAGCCCGGAGAGCAUCAGCAGGAGAUCUUCGUGGAUCGAUUUGUGAAUCAUCCACUGUAUCCGGGCGGCAAUCUUGUGGCUCCGCACGACAUUGGCGUGCUGCAUCUCGAGGAGGCGCUCGUGUUCAGCGACUGGGUGAAGCCCAUCGUCUUCCCGCAGCCCAACACCGUCGCCACGGGCACUGGCGUCUUCUCUGGCUGGGGCAACAUCCAGUCAGACCCGCCGGCUGUCUUCCCGGACAUCCUCCAGCGCGCCGACAUGCCCAUCCUCACCAUGUCGCAGUGCCACGACGCUCUGGUGCAGUUCGGAUCGUCGCACUUGCUCAAUCUCGAGGGCGACAUCUGCACUGGACCGCUGACCGGCGGCCUUUCCGCCUGCAGUGCGGACUCCGGAAGCCCGCUGGGCCAGUGGGACGGAGAUGACUUCAUCCAGGUCGGCGUGGCCGCUUGGACGAUCUUCCCUUGCGGCCGAGUUGGCGCCCCGACAGUUUAUGCGCGCGUCUCGGCGUACAUUGACUGGAUCAACGAGAAUAUCGCCGAUUGAGUUGUGAAACCAUUGAAAUUCUAACAAAU